This is a messenger RNA of Drosophila erecta, 2823 nucleotides long. RefSeq names its product endoplasmic reticulum metallopeptidase 1. Gene Ontology annotation, molecular function: metalloexopeptidase activity. Lineage: Eukaryota; Metazoa; Arthropoda; Insecta; Diptera; Drosophilidae. The record is from RefSeq and is a predicted model, not a curated record. Gene Ontology annotation, biological process: proteolysis. The transcript has 11 exons. Bases 53 to 2785 code for a protein of 910 amino acids.
CGCGCCGUUCUUCGUUGUGAUUUGAUGCUGAUAAACGCAGUACACCGGCGAUAUGGAGAAGCACAAUGGAGGUUUUGAAGAGGAUAGGCUUUCGGAGCACUCUAAACAAUCGUAUAGUCAGAACAAAAAAAAUACCCUGCAAUUGGCUACUGAAGUGAUAGAUCCUGAAGAGGGCUGCAGCAAUGACACUCUGCUGGAAUUGAAGCAGAAAGCAGAAAGAUUCUCAAAGCAACUGGAGUGGUACUACUCACCUGCUUACUUGCUCUUCUGGGUCGGACUAUUCUUCGCAGUGAGCUAUCCACUGUUUAACUACCUGCCCACUGGAGUCAAGAUAGAGGAGGAGGCCAACCUACCGGGCACCUUUGUGGCCCAGCGUGCGGAGAGCAUACUGAUCCAGCUGGAUCUUAUGGGCCCCAAGAUAGCGGGCGAUUACGUGACGGAGGUGGAAAUGGUUCAGUUUUUGCUGGGCGAGAUAUCAAAGGUGCGGGAGGAGAUGAGGAACGAUCUCUAUGAGAUGGAGGUGGAUGUACAGCGCUCCAGUGGAUCUUUCCUUCACUGGCAAAUGGUUAACAUGUACCAGGGCAUUCAAAAUGUGGUGGUGAAACUGAGUUCCAAGAGUUCCAACAGCACCUCCUACCUAUUGGUCAACAGUCAUUACGAUUCGAAGCCCAGCAGUGUGGGAACUGGGGACGCUGAGGUCAUGAUUGUGACCAUGCUGGAGACACUCCGCUUGAUGGCCACGUCCGAGGAGCCUUUUCUGCACCCAAUAGUGUUUCUGUUCAAUGGCGCUGAGGAGCAGCCCUUCCAUGGUUCCCAUUCGUUUAUAUCCAACCAUCGAUGGUCAGCGAACUGCAAGGCCUUAAUCAACCUGGAUUCGGCAGGAGCUGGAGGUCGUGAAAUUCUUUUCCAGGGGGGUCCCAACCAUCCCUGGCUAAUGAAGCAAUACAAAAAGAGUGCCAAGCAUCCCUUUGCCACGACACUGGCCGAGGAAAUCUUUCAGGCUAAUCUGAUACCCUCCGACACAGAUUUCCGUAUCUUCCGAGACUUUGGACCGGUGCCAGGUCUGGACUUGGCUGGUUGCUAUAAUGGUUUCGUAUAUCACACCAAGUUCGAUCGCUUCAAGGUUAUUUCCCGAGGGGCUCUGCAAAACACUGGCGAUAAUGUCUUCUCCCUGGUCCGCAGUAUAUCCAAUGCCGAGGAAAUGUACGAUACAGAGGCUCACUCCAAGGGUCACUCCGUGUUCUUCGACUAUCUGGGUCUUUUCUUCGUUUACUAUACCGAGUCUACGGGCACAGCCCUUAAUAUCUCGUUCUCAUUGGGCGCCAUUCUGGUUAUAUGCCUUUCCCUGUGGCGCAUGGCUAGGGUUACGGAUUGGAGUGUGGGCACCUAUGCCCGGGCCUUUGGGAUGCAGUUCCUGCUCGCCAUUCUUGGAUGCCUGCUGGCCUUCGGAUUUCCAUUGCUGAUGUCUGUGUUCUACGAUGCCGGCGAUCGCACGAUGACGUACUUCAGCAACAGCUGGUUGGUCAUUGGCCUCUACGUCUGCCCCUCUAUAAUUGGACUAGUCUUGCCUUCGACCCUCUACUUGUCCCUGAGACCCAGCGAGAAGAUUCCGCACACAUAUCACCUGCAGAUCGUUGGACAUGCCUACUGUGUUUUCAUGGCGGUGCUUUGCAUUUUACUAACCGUUGUUGGCAUUCGCACUGCAUAUCUCUUCAUGAUGUGUGUAUUCUUCUACUUGGGAGCUUUGAUCAUCAACCUAGCUACUCGACUUCAUGAUAAAGGCUAUCUUUGGUCUCUGGUGCUCUGUGUUUGCCAGAUACUUCCCUAUCUGUACUUCACCUACCUAUUCCAUGCUCUGCUGGUGCUCACCAUUCCGAUGACGAGCCGCAAGGGCAUGGAAGCUAAUCCCGAUUUAUUGAUCGCCUUGGAGUGCGCCCUGGGCUCUAUUCUGGCAAUGGUGUUUCUGGCUCCUUUGCUGAAUCUCUUCCGGCGACCAAAGACCAUGGUUGGAGGAUUGACACUAGUAAUGUUUAUUUUCUGCAUGAUUUCUGUUUCGGAUGUGGGCUUUCCAUAUCGCCCCACCACAAAUGUGAUGCGUCUCCACUUUUUGGAGGUACAUCGCAAGUUCUACGAGUACGACGGCUCCAUUAGCUUGGAGGACAGUGGUUACUACUUCGACUUGCAGGAUAGGCGGUAUGAGUAUCCCUUGCUGGAUAAAAUCAAUAUCUCUGGAAUUACGCGCGUUGAUGACUAUUGCAAAACUGAGAUGUAUUGCGGCUUGCCGUGCUUUAACCACCGUUGGUGUGCCACCGUGAAGGACGCCCGUUGGCUACCGAGGGAUGAGCCCGUCGAUUUGCCUGGAACUCCAAUUUUGCAGUUCCUGAACAAGACUGUGUUGGGCACUGAGUCCGAUCCAAGGGUUCGAUACCACUUCGUCGUGUCAUCAGGGCCACCAAGGAUGAGUUUCUUUGUACAGCCUCGGGAUGGAGUGAGGAUACUGAACUGGUCGUUCCUCAAGGGAAUGCUGGACAAUCCAUCGGUCUACAAGCCGCCAUAUCACAUAUUCUUCGGAUAUGGCAGCGACAACUCGCCUGUGGAAUUCUAUUUGGAAAUGACGAAGGACGAUGGCAACUUUGACGGGCCGGUGGUGGAGCUGGGUAUCUCUGGGCACUAUAUGAGUCAUCUAAGUAAACGCGAUGCGACGACCCGAAAAUUCAUUGAGGAUCUGCCAGACUUUGCCCAUCCCAUGGAGUGGCCAAGUUCCUAUGAAAGAUAUAUAUUCUGAGAUUCAGCUUACAUAGUAUUAAAAUUUGUUAAAACAAA